Molecule: messenger RNA, 3136 nt
Organism: Bursaphelenchus okinawaensis
Lineage: Eukaryota; Metazoa; Nematoda; Chromadorea; Rhabditida; Aphelenchoididae
Source: the annotation of a GenBank genome assembly
AUGGGAGAUGAGAAUGGGGCGCCGAGUUCUUCACGUUCGGCGCGGAACGGUGAGCUUCAGACCGUUCCCACUCUCAACUCGACCCACCAGCAGAUGCGUAGCUGCAUCAGCGUCGACCUUCUGACAGCUUCUCAACGAGAAGUCAAUUUUCUUCGUAUGAUAGACAGGAAGGCCCCUGUCUUGUACGAGAAGUCGGUGGUCGAGAAUGCGAUUCGACGCUACGAGAUGUACUGGCUACCGAUGCAGGCAGCCAAGCCUGACCUGAAUAACAUUCCGCCCUUGGACAUUCACUGGAUCUGGCACACUCACAUGUUGUGUCCGGUGUCUUACGAAGAGGUGAGGAUACAUGUUGUAUUACCUAUAGUAACAGGUGAUAGUAGGUACAGUAAGUAAAUAAAUUAUUAAAUAAUAAGGUUUAAAACGUGACUUUUAUUUAUGUUAUUGUAGGACUGUGUGAGGAUCUGUGGUAAGAUCAUCGAUCACAAACUUUUGAGUUCCGACGAGAUCCAACAAAGAUACGAACAGUCGGUAUCUUUGUGGAACGAGUCGUGUCCAGAUGAGCCUUACGACUUUCUGAAUUCGAAUACGGCCAACGCCCAGGAUUACGUUCAGCAGUCACAGUAUAACAUUGCCGAGGCUGUGCAACGACAACGAAACUUUAAUUAUCAGGUAUGUUCGUAGAACAAUGUCAUCAUUACUAUUUGAUGACAUUUUAUAAUGACAUAAUUUUAUGUGAACUUUGGAUGACAUAUUACAAUUAAAAUGUUAUUAUGUUGCUGUUAUAGGUAUCAUUACCUCACUUCACAUCCCCCAAGUUCUUGAAAGAUGCUAUCGCCAGAUACGUGAACUUCCUCUUGAUCAAACAGACAUACCAAGAUCAGUUCUUUACUCCGUGUUACGACUUUGACUUGGUAUGGCACACACAUCAAGUACAUGCUGCUGCUUACCGUCGUGACUGUACCGCCAUCUUUGGAAGUAUUCUGAAGCACGAUGAUUCUGUGAACGACCGGUCGAAAAACUCGAAAUUACUAAAAGGAGAAGCGGCGACGAAGAAGGCAUGGGCUGCACACUUCAAGGAGGGAUUCUGGAGACGAGGCUGCAUGUACAGGUAUGUGUCGUAUCGUACUAUAUGUUUCAACUACUGGGGAUUUUAUACCAGUACUAGAAUACGUUCGUAAGGGUUUAAAAUAGUGUUUUAAAUAUUUUUAUCCAAUAUACAUAAAACUCGAUUUCAGAGGUCAUGUCGCUCCAGUAUUUCUGGGAUUCGAAAGCCAGGACAUGGGUAUAGUAACAUACGGUCAUGUCCAUAUCCCAUCGAUAUCGUUGAAGGAGAUACCUGUACAACGUGAACAGUUAAGGCUGAAGUUGUCAUACGGAGGCAAGAAGAUCACCACUUUCAAUGCUGACCUGGCUGACAAACAAGUGACACGGUCCAGCUUCUCACUGGUUUGGCAGCCUUCUGACUCUGGAGGCUUCUCUACAUCGUCGAUCGUCAAGUUUCCGUUCGAAAAGAAGAACUCGAAGCAUCUGGUGGUGGAGUUGGAGUUGUUUGACAAAGUGUUUCUUCAGAAGAGAGAUGUUGUCACACUGACAGGGAAGCUACCCUUGGAACAGGUAGGUGUUUGUUUCAUACAACAUAGUAAUAUUGUCAGUACAUAAUAUACAUUAUAGUACUAAAACAGUAAUGUGCUUUCAGAACAACUUUAUAACUCUAAUUAUUCAUUCUUAUGGUUUUACUUUCAGCUGAUCCCAGGGUCCAACCUGAAGACAGUCCAAAACCACAUGGCAUUGGAGAGUGUCAACUCUGAGCGUGUGAUGAAUGCCAAGGUUACGGUUAUUACAAGGUAUGUUACAGUAUGCCUCUUCAAUCUUCUUCAGUAUUUCCUUGAAUCGAGAGAUGGAGCUGAUGGCAGGAGAGUACGUUGAACAACCCAUUGAACCCAACAGCAGACUGUGGACGUUGUGCCAAAGUGCUGCUUUGAACAGAACGGCCUUACAGCCUAACGUUAGGGCCUUUAUAGCCACACACACGUAAGUCUUUGUCGUCGUAUACUCAUGUUGUUACGUGUUUUAUAAAGAUGUCACAUUGUCUAUACCUACUUCAGGUUCUUUGUCCUGUUAAUCUUUCGAUUUUCUAUCUUUAGACUGGUCGAUACCCGCGACGGCGCGAAAUACUUUGUCCAAGUCGUGCACAAUGCCGACAUGCUCCUCUCGAUGGUGCUGGUCUACGGCGCGGGACAAAGACUUUUGUGUAUGUCACAUCUGAUUGGAGCUGACAGUCUCCCGUCCAAGGAGCAGCUCGACUCCAACCUGGUAAGUCCACUCAAUUUGGUUAAUGUAACGUGAUUAGCAAUUCCUGCCGCAUUUGUCAUCGCCCGACGAGCGUGUCUUCAUCGUUCUCAACAAGGACGGUGACUUUGCCAUCGUGAAGGGACGAUGGAACGGCUUCUCGAGGAAGAUUUCUGGAGACAAAAUGCACAAAGGAAAGUCGGGAUCUGCUGGGGUUUUGAAUGUGGAAUUGUUCAACCUCUUGAAGAACACCGUGCAGAAGAUCCAGCUUCCUGGUGCUGAUGGGUCUACGUUGUUCGUACUUGGAGGUAAGAGGUAGUUAUAUUGUACGUGACACUUUUAGAUGCACAAGCUCGUUUGAAUGGUCGCAGAAUCCACUGUCGAUCCACCCAAACGGCCGAACAUAUUGCCUCGAUCUUCUCCAUCGGGACCUUGUUUGUGCUUUGUAACCCCGACAAGAUCAGGUCUCGACAAGAUACGACGAUGGUGGGACAUCCGUGUCAGAAGUGGCCAAUUCCUAUUGCUUGUGGCUAUGGGAAGCCAAUUCCUUCCAAUAGGUAUUUGGUCGGAAGACAAGACGGAGCAGCCUGUGAUGCCGCUCCAGCCUUAUUAGCCAUGUUCGGGUCUUCUGGAUUGUGUGACGGUGGGGCCGGCUGUGGAUCAGCCUGUGCUGGGUGUAGUGCGUGCGGUGCAUGUGGAGGAUGCGGAGGUGAGGUUUUAACAUAUUCCUUAAAAAAUCAUGCUUUUACCAAGCUUUAAUAACAUGUCUUACCAAUAUAUAAUUGUUUAUUAUCUACUAUAACAUUCAGGUUGUGGAGGUUGUGGCGGCUGCGGAGGAUGCGGCUAG